Molecule: messenger RNA, 864 nt
Organism: Orbicella faveolata
Lineage: Eukaryota; Metazoa; Cnidaria; Anthozoa; Scleractinia; Merulinidae
Biological process (GO): positive regulation of kinase activity; cell surface receptor protein tyrosine kinase signaling pathway; multicellular organism development
Cellular component (GO): plasma membrane; signaling receptor complex
Molecular function (GO): transmembrane receptor protein tyrosine kinase activity; ATP binding; protein binding
Source: RefSeq, a predicted model, not a curated record
UAACUUAUCUUUUGCCGAACCCGUCAGGAUAUAACCAAGUAAGUAACUACAAAAGAGUGAACGCCGCGAAUACAGUUCCAGAAACUGCCCUUUUACUCAGUUUCGUUUGUAUACGUUUCUUGAAUUUUGUUUACGGUUUAGUAGUUUGUAUCUUCAUUACCAUACAUCAAUGCAAGAUAAGAUUCUCCUGAAAUGAUCUAUACCAAAACUCUUUCUGUCGCUUCAAGUUGUUUGUAAAAGUCAUUUAGCACUCAAUAGCGACUGGGGCUGAGGAAGCCAUCGGUGUAUGGCUUACCUCCUAUUGCGGCUGUGGAAAUGAGCUGCUGGCCAAAAGGCGCUUUACCAAUUUGCCUUCUUCUUGCAACAAACGUGUUAUGGAGUUCAGGUUGCCAAAAGCAGAGUUUCACUCAUAAACCCGCUAAGCCCACUCAUGCCUACGUUGGUAGUAAUGUUUCUUUAGAAUGGCGCUACUGCCAGCCGAGUCAUUUCAAACUUUACGAGGUGGCGUUUGGUUUAUGGACGAGUUCCCCAGGUGUUCUGAGUAAAAAACUUGUAGCAGUCAGUAGGAGUGGUUCGGUCCAAGUAAGAGCAGGAUACGAAGGCUUAAUUAGUUGGGCAGGAAAUUUGGUAUCUUCCCAUGCAGUGUUUGUGCUUUAUCAUGUGCAGUCCGCAGACGAAAACAAAGUAUUUGGAAUCCAUGUCGAGUACAGUGGUUUAAAUUCACCAUUAAUAGACACAGUACAGCUUCAAGUCGAGACAGAACGUAAGUAGCAAUUUCAUACAAGUUUUAGGGUUGUUACAGGUUUGAAAAGGACUGAUCAUCAAUUCAGAGUUUCAGAGCAGUUUCUAGAUCGAGUUGUACGC